Molecule: messenger RNA, 1761 nt
Organism: Lodderomyces elongisporus
Lineage: Eukaryota; Fungi; Ascomycota; Pichiomycetes; Serinales; Debaryomycetaceae
Gene: PRP31
Product: U4/U6-U5 snRNP complex subunit
Exons: 1
Coding region: 1-1761 (586 amino acids)
Biological process (GO): spliceosomal tri-snRNP complex assembly; mRNA splicing, via spliceosome
Cellular component (GO): U4 snRNP; precatalytic spliceosome; U4/U6 x U5 tri-snRNP complex
Source: RefSeq, a predicted model, not a curated record
AUGACUGAUUACGAAAAAGAAUUAUUAGCGGACCUUGAGAGCAGCGACGAUGAAGAAACGGUAGGCCCAUUUAUUGUUGACCAACCGGGUAAGAAAGAACAAGAACAAGAAGAAGAAGAAGAAGAAGAAGAGGAAGAAGAGAAAGUAAAACAAAAGGUGGAUGAUACUGAUCAAAUAGGGAAUGAUCAAAAUACUUUUCAGGAAAAGUUGACGAAUUUGAUCACGUCGUCUUCUACAACAAGUCCCUUUCAAACAAUACUACAGCAACCUGACAUUGAGUCUGUACAGGACUUUAAAAGUCUAUCCAAAAUUUACCCGUUGAUUGAAGAGUUGAAAAGCAAAUUGAAUCAGUAUUCAAAUGACGAAGAAAAUGACUUUAUGCAAUUACUAGCCGAAAUUAAUAAGGAGGACAACUUCCAGUCUGACGAGUACAAGUUUAUUGUCACCAUAAAUGAAUUAACAGAAUUCAUUAAUAACGAGAUAUUUGCAUUUGUGAUACUUCUCAAAAUGCAGUACAAGUUGGUGUUUCCAGAAUUGGAAUCGAUAAUCAUCAAUAAUAUUGACUAUGUGCAGAUUGUGAUGAUGAUAAAACAGGACUUGGCCGGUAUACAAAAGUACGAGCAAGAUUUGAGAAAUCUAGUCACAAAUGAUAAAGUUUUAGUGGUGAUUAUGUCUGCUUUACAACAAUCCAAGGAUCAUUUUCAACUAUCUGAUGCAGAUAUGCAUAAAGUUCUUUUGUGUGGAGAAUUGGUGCUUGAGCUAAACAGUUUGCUCGAGCUGCUAUCGAAUUUCAUUUCACACAAACUCGUCAAGUUUGCCCCCAAUGUUGCAGCAAUAAUCGGCCCUAUAACCACAUCGCAGUUGCUAAUUGCUACGGGGUCUCUUCGACAAUUGGCUGUGACGCCAUCCUGCAACAUUGCAUCAUUGGGAGUACGAGACUUGUCGUCUAAUACUAGAGUAGCAUCAAGAAACAUUCGCCAAACUGGGUAUAUCUAUCAUAGUGAUAUUGUAAAGUACCUUCCACCUGAAAUCCAGAGAUCGGCAAUGAGAAUCAUUAGCGGAAAGAUCAUUUUGGCUGCCCGUAUAGACUUGUCGAAAUCUACUCCUGAUGGUAGCUUGGGUUCCAAGUUGAGAAGAGAAAUUGAGGAAAAAAUCGAUAAAUUACUAACGCCGCCUGAACAAACUCCCGAUAAGGCGUUGCCAGCGCCCAUUGAGAUCAAGUCUAAAAAGAGAGGUGGUAGGAGGUUGCGAAAGAUGAAGGAAAGAUUCCAGAUGUCUGAGUUGCGGAAGGCACAAAACAAAAUGGAGUUUGGGAAACAAGAAGAAACAGUUACAGAUGAUUAUGGUGAAGAAAUAGGUCUUGGUAUGAGCAGAUCUGGUGGUGGAUUGGGUAUGGGAAGAAUAGGGCAAAUACAAGUCAAUAAAAAUACAGAUGCCAGGAUGUCGAAAGCUAUGGUGGAACGAUUACAAAAACAAAAACAGAAACAACAAGAACAAGAUGCUAGGAAAAGUAUUAUGGAUGAGGAUUUUGAUAGCAUAAUUUUAGGUCGUGCUGAUAGAGAAGAACAAGAAGAAGAACAAGAAGAAGCCCAUGAAUCAAGCAACGGAAAGUUUACUGCUGCAACAGUUUCACCAACUGCAUCAGGCACCAAAAAAGAGAGUAGAUGGUUCACUGGAUCAUUGAAGCGCAAGAACGAGGAUAAUCAUGUUGUUGGUAAUGAGUCACUCGAUGGAAACAAUAAGCGCCAUAAACUAAUUUAA